GCGAGCUAACCCUAGCCGAUCCCUAGGACAGGAGACAGCGCUCACGCUCGAUCCCAUGCUCGCUCGGUCCCCUGUCGCCGAGUUGUGCCGCCCUGAAGCCCCUCAUGUCGUCCUCGCGCCGGAGCCCUCCUCCUCGCGGCCAUGGCGUCCACUCGACUGUGCGGCGGCCCCUCAACUGGAUCUUCCCCGCCGUACCCGGCCGCCCGCCGCUGCUCCCGGUGGUCCAGCGAGCCUUCCCACGCCGUCGUCGCCAGAGCCGUGGCUGCUCCGCGGCUCCCUUGGCCGCGCCCGGUCGGCGCCUACCGGCGCGCGCUCGCCCAAGUCGCCGACACCGCCACUGCCGCGCCACCUUGCCGCUGCUAUGGUGCCACGUCGGCCUCCCCGAGCUUCUCCUCGAACCCCCGUAACCCCGAGACUGCCGACGACCCCCAGUUCGACUACGGUGUUGACGACAUGUCCUUCUUGCCAGAGCAGCCAGGCAAGCCCUCCUUUGAUCACCAGAUAUCUUAG
Triticum aestivum (bread wheat) is the source of this 510-nucleotide messenger RNA. RefSeq lists its product as uncharacterized. The transcript has 3 exons. Bases 142 to 510 code for a protein of 122 amino acids. The record is from RefSeq and is a predicted model, not a curated record. NCBI's taxonomy places the organism in Eukaryota, Viridiplantae, Streptophyta, Magnoliopsida, Poales, Poaceae.